Messenger RNA from Priceomyces carsonii, 1542 nucleotides. It is a transcript of the gene STP2, whose product is annotated as Stp2p. NCBI's taxonomy places the organism in Eukaryota, Fungi, Ascomycota, Pichiomycetes, Serinales, Debaryomycetaceae. Bases 1 to 1542 code for a protein of 513 amino acids. The transcript has a single exon. The record is from RefSeq and is a predicted model, not a curated record.
AUGAAUGGAGCAAAAGGGCUUCCUCCAGGGGUCAAAAUGCUUGAAAUGAGCAAAUCUGUGAGAAAUGUAUUUGAAGGGGGACUCAUUAGUAAUACUCAGAAGAGUAAUAAAAUUUUAACGGCAUUGCAAUUUGCUUACGUGGUUUUUGUUUCUGUCUUUGGAGGAUUGGCUUCUCUUUUCAGUAGCUACCUUAUGUUUCCGGCAGAUGACGACUUUGUCAAGGAAGAAAAAGUUUUAGACAUCGAAACGGUUGCAGAAAACUGUAAUGGAUUAUUCCCAACAAUUUCAAACUCCUCAAUAAACAACUCAGCAGACUCUAACAAUCCUCAGCUUUGUUCUACUCGAGAAAGCACAAAGUUUUCCGUCUACCAAAAUGAGAAUGGUGAAAUCGAAUGGCAAGUAACGGAUGAUUCUGGAAUUAGAGAACGAGUCACCAAUGUUAACGAGUCCAGUAACUUAUCUCCGACACUCUCAAACUCUUCAAAUAGCGAUUCCAUUAUAUCUAAUGAAUUUGGAAAGAGGGAAGACAAGGGUGAAACGCCUACAAACUACAGCUUGUCUCUGUUUUCUUACGACGAAUGUGAUAGAAGGAAUAUUUCUAGUCAAGAAGACCUGGAUGAUAAGGUGCAUCAGUGUCCUCAUUGUGAUACCGUUUUCAAAAUCAGGGGCUAUUUAACUCGUCACAUGAAAAAGCAUGCUGUAAAGAAGGCUUACUCGUGUCCAUUUCACAAAUUCAGCACUUACGUUGAUGAGAACAAUGUCACGCAUAGAUGUCAUCCGACUGGAGGCUUUUCCAGAAGAGACACAUACAAGACUCAUUUAAAAACGAGACAUUUUGAGUAUCCAAAAGGUACCAAAACUAAGGAAAGGUCUCAAACUGCGGGAAAUUGUUCCAUGUGUGGAGCAUUCUUUCAAAAUGCUGAAAUAUGGGUAGAGAUUCAUAUUGAAGGGGGAGAAUGUAAGUAUUUACCGCCAGGAUUCAAAGGUAAAUCACGGAUUAAGAACAGACUUAAAAGAGAGAUGAGUAGAAGGCAAAAGGAGUUGAGCUCUUCAACUCAUGACGUUGUUGAUUUUACUACUCCAAUCAUUGAUACUCCGUAUUCAUACAGUUCUUCUACACCAGGUCAAGUUAAUGCCAACAACAUUUCUUAUAAUAUUCAACCACUAUCUAAUUCACCAACCUUGUCAACAAGCUCCUCCCUGAAUGGCCAGUGCAACCCCAGCAGUACAACACCAUAUUCAAACGACUCUCCUUUAAAUCAAAAUCAAUUUAAUUCUCAUCAGACUCAUUCAAAUUACUUGGUCUCGAAUUUUAUACGACCGUCAGAACAUACAGUUUCUAACGGUAAACAAAUUGUUCAUGGCGGUGAAGAUUACGAUGAUGACUUUUGUUUGGACAUUGACCAAUUGCAUAAUCCCGGUUUCAAUUUUACUAACGAAUUAAUGAAUUAUAUGGCCCCUAUGCAUCCGAAUUCCUUAGUUGAACAACGCCAUGAGUAUCAGCAAAUGAAUGCACAAAGGAUCAACAGCAAACCUUUUUAA